Molecule: messenger RNA, 1200 nt
Organism: Symbiodinium natans
Lineage: Eukaryota; Dinophyceae; Suessiales; Symbiodiniaceae
Source: the annotation of a GenBank genome assembly
AUGGCUGAAGUGGAUGAGUUUGAAGAGAAUGACUCCAAGCCCGACGACCAGGCCGACCCUGUCAGCGAACGGAAGAUGAGGUCAUUGUUGAAGAAACAAAUGGUUGAUGAUGUCAGCGUCGCUGCCUUUGCUCAACUGGGCUCCUCGUUCUUUGCCGCUGCCCGUGCACGGUUGGCUCACUCGUGGGACGAAUCUGGUGCCCCCACGGCGGCAACCAUACGGACAAGGCAUCAGCGCCUAGCACAGGAUGCCAGGCUAGCUGCGGAACGUGGGCAGUGGGACCUGGCCGAGAGGCAGCAGUUGAAUGAGAAGGACCAUGACGAACGAGCACGAGUGGAGACGGAGCGGCUGGCAAGAAUGGAUGCCAAGCGCAAACGCUUGCAGGGCACAGAGGGCACAGAGAGCACAGAGGGCCAAGAAAACAAGCAAUCUGGUAGGGCCCGACUUCGUUUGUCCUUUGCUGGCGAGGUGCUGCGCUGUGCCACUGGCACGGCCAAUGUCUGCCCAGCCAUCCGCACGGCAUACACUGAUGAUCACCGCAAGCAGCAGUUCGCUGUUGGUGGCGAGGCCUUUGAUGCUAUCCUGGUCAAGCUCGAGAUGGCCUUGUCGAAGGCCGGUGGUGCUGACCUGGGAACUGUGCGGCUACAGCGUUGUGAACUUGAUGUCGCGGCGAACUUGGAGGUGGCAUUAUCUAGUUUGACAGUUUGUGCGUGCAUGGACAUUGGAGAUCUCAUGGAAGCCCGAAACAUACUGUGCAACCUCGUGGCGUUCCUGGAGGAGCCCAUUGCGGAAGAGAUCCGGGGAGCAGUCAGAGCCAUAGACAGAUGGUUGGCGUCAUGGUGGGGGGAGGAAAUCGCGGUAGUGGUCGAAGACAGCCAAGACGUACAGUGCACCACACACCCAAGCGGGAGCAGCAGCAGCAGAGCCGCCUGUGACACAGAAAGCAGAGGGGGGCGAACUCGACAACAAGACAAAGAACAGGGAAAAAGCGGCAAGGGCAACGAGAACAAGACCGGCGACGUGCUCCAGGACGAGGACGAAGACGACAUGGUAGAAGUGGAGGUGGAAGAAGAAAAUGACGCAGCCAACAAUGGGGGAAACCCAGAACCCCGAGCGGAAGACGAAGCGCCUGAUUGGGGUGGUGAGGAGACGCUGGGAGAAGGGGAACGACGACGUCGUGACCGUGCGGAACCAGAAUAA